AACGCGGAACCCUUUCCCGGUGCCAGUAAGCUUCUUCCGGGAUCCAUCGACCUGCAGCGCUGCAGCAUCAGCCCCAACGUCGCGCGGGUUGAGUUUUUCGGAUCGCAGAACGCGACCUUGAUUGACGAGCUGAACCGCAACCAGGCGCCCGUGUACCAAGCCCGUAUCAACGAGAUCGCGACCCCGCUGCUGUGCACGCAGCUGGGUGACCAGAUGGCCACCGUUUCGACAUUGUUCCAAACGAAGCUAGCGAUGAUUCUGUUUUCCCUCGCGGCAGACGACACCAGCAUGCUGCCGCAGUUCGAAGAGCAAACUCCGGUUUACGCCGCAGUAGAGCGGGAAAAGCUGUACGAUUUCGCCGAUUUGUACUCAGCGCCGCUAGUUCCGUUGGUUCAACGUAUGGAUUGCAAAUAUGUCUGGGUCUGGAAGAGUAGAACUUGUAAUGCUGUCUGCGGAUUCUAAUAAAAAUAUCUGUGUUGCACGAGCAGCAAGAGGAGUCAGUUCUUGGCACGCGGAGAGGGCAUUUCUCAUGCGUAAUUAGCAUCACGGAGCUCUCAAAAAAACUGUGAUGCUAGCACCAGCAUCAAAGACCGCACGGGCCAUGCAAAAUGUGCAUGACAAGCCCGGACUCAUCCAGACCCAGACAUAUUUGCAGUUGAUACAGCGGUGGUUGGAGCAACUCUUUGGCCGCGACGUCGACCAGGCGGACAGGGAGUUGCACAAUCUGCUACCCGACGCCCGCACGCUCGCGAUUCGCCCGACGACCGUGUUUGACGUUGCGUUGCCCGCGGUGGGUGGUACUAGUUCCGGCGGCCAGGAGCCGCGUCCGCCCACGGUUGUCCAGCUGCGGCCCAAUUUGGUGGAGCUCGGACUCGGCACCCUCGCACAGGUGAGCUCCUCCUUCACGAACCAAUCGCUGUCGGGCCUCGUCGGUAUCAGCGACCUCACGAUCAAAAUGCGACUUGGCGCGCUGUUUUCGUCAGCUCUGGGCAAUUCUCAUGAAGAGGAUCAUCUUCUGUUUUCGGAGAUGGUAAAAAACGGCACGCGACGUGUAGCAACGACCGACAUGUUGUCAUCAUCAUCAUCGCGGCCUACAGAGACUUCCUCCGGAAAAACGGAGAAACAUGCUACUACUCCCAGUUCAUCCACCGCGUCCACCUCUCGACCGUUGUUGACUGCCGGGGCCCUGGAUUUGCAGGACGUGCAAUUCUCCAUUGUUUUGAAGAAUGUGGAGGUGGAUGCGCGACUGGCGUUAGGUAUGUUCGCCAACCGCUUCGAAGGCCUGGACAUGCUGCAGCGACAAGAUCCGCAUUGCCUCCUGCAGACGCUGUUGAACGAGACCGACCCGCAAUCUGUGGUUCCUAGUACAACUUCGUGGAACAGAAUGAGGAAGGCGAAGUCGGUUCUCGCACGGGCUCGCACGUCCGCGGUGGCCGAAAUAACGCAGACGGAGGACUCGACGUGGAGCGUGGGCGCGGAGUUGUUGCGGCUGUUCGUGACACUGACUCCCACCGCGGUGCGGCUGGAGCAGCUGUCCAGCUGGGCGGAGGACCCGCUGGAGAACGCCUUGCGGGCAAGUUUGAACGACCUGCUGGCCGCAGUCUUGGAGGCCUACGACGCGGAGACCGUCGGGAAAAUCGUCCGCGGCGCCGUGGCCAGUGCGGGCGUGGGGG
This is a messenger RNA of Amoebophrya sp. A120, 1673 nucleotides long. The record is from the annotation of a GenBank genome assembly. NCBI's taxonomy places the organism in Eukaryota, Dinophyceae, Syndiniales, Amoebophryaceae.